Molecule: messenger RNA, 906 nt
Organism: Closterium sp. Yama58-4
Lineage: Eukaryota; Viridiplantae; Streptophyta; Zygnematophyceae; Desmidiales; Closteriaceae
Source: the annotation of a GenBank genome assembly
AUGAUCCAAGCUAAUCGCCCGUCCAUCCAGCGUAGCACGGACGCUGCGGCUGGCACGACGUCGAGAGGAGCCUGCAAAGCGGCAAGAACCAGCCGCCGCAAAGCAGCGGGCCCAGGCCCCAAGGCAGAUCCGGGGAGCCAGGCACGAGCCCGAUCUCAGGCAACAUGCGCAGUACCUGCAUCGCCGCUGCCACCGCCUCCGUCUGUUCUUGCUGCGACAUCACCAGGGGCGCAAGACCAGGAGGCCGCUGACGACGCUGACAAGCGCUCAGCUGAUCCAAAACAGCCUGUCCACGAGGAGUGCCCCCCACGGCGGGAGACAACCGCUCCCAGGGGAACGGAUCAUGCUGCUGGCGAAGACAUGGAGAUGAGGGAGCAGGCGGCGCCUGAUAUGCUGGCGGAGGCUGGGACGGUGGACCAGAGACGUGAGGAUCUCGCGGCAGGGGGAACGCUGUGGGAGGGGGCACCAGGGGUUGUGGGCAGGGGGGCUGAGAGGGAGGCUGCGGCUGAUCCACCGGCUGGGGGUGAGGCGGCAAAGGAGACUGUUGCACCUGCGGGGGGCGAAGCGGCAGAGGAGACUGCUGCACCUGCGGGGGGUGAGGCGGCAGAGGAGAUUGUUGCGGUGUUGCCUGCUGACACCGCCGACGAUUACGCCCGGGAUUCUGCCGAGGCUGAGGAGGCGCGGGGCCCGUGGCUGACGGGGUGCACGGCGGUAUGGGUGUGCUCUCGCGUGAAGGGAUCGAUAUUGAGCUGGACGUCGCCGCCUCGCGCCCGUCUCGCGGUCGUCGCCCUCGGCCAGCACCGCGACGGUUCGGAGCAGCGCUGGCACCCGCCCAGCCCGGCCCCCUCCACGGGUGGCUCCGGCAAGAGCAGUCGCCACAACAGCAAGCGCCUCGUCCGCCAUUAG